AUGGCGCCCCGUGCCGCUCAUCGCACCCGCACAGCCGUGGCCCUCGCCGCGCUGCUGGCUGCGUCCGCACUCUGCGUGGCCGUCCAAGCCGCGAAGCCGGUCCGCCUUCAAGCUGCCCGGAAGCUGCUUCAGGUCUCCGACGGCUGGCAGGGCUUCGGCAUCGGCUCGCUCCCCACGUACAACGGCUUUGCCAAGCUGGGCGGCGGCGCCCAGCUGGAGGCCGGUCUUGCGCAGCAGGGCGCGGCGUCAACCUACAGCGAAGACUACAUCAACUCCAUCACCUCGCGCUACUCGGCGUUCGGCACCGGCGGCUGGGGCGGGGGGUUUGGGCGCUACGGCCGGUACUACGGCGGCUCAGGGCUGAGGAACGAGGAGGGCAGGGGCGGCGGCGGCGGCGGCGGCGGCCGCGGCAGCCACGGUGGGCGGGGCAGCAAGUAG
Molecule: messenger RNA, 438 nt
Organism: Monoraphidium neglectum
Lineage: Eukaryota; Viridiplantae; Chlorophyta; Chlorophyceae; Sphaeropleales; Selenastraceae
Exons: 2
Coding region: 1-438 (145 amino acids)
Source: RefSeq, a predicted model, not a curated record